GGCAAACUCGGGCAAGCUCCCAGCGGCGAACGAGCAAUGCAGGGCUACGGACAACAGCCGUACUAUGGACAGCAGCCGCAGCAACAGCCGCAGCAAGCCGGGCAGGCGUAUGGUCAGCCGAUGCAGCCCCAGGCGACGGGCUACCCAGGCAUGCAGCAACAGCCCGGCUCAUUCUACGGCGCUCAAGCCCAGGCACAGCAGCAGCAGCCUCCGCCAAUGCUACAGCAGCCUAGCUUCCUCUCGACUCAGCCGACCGGCUAUGGUGCGAUGGGCAUGAUGCAGCCUCAGCCGACGGGCUAUAUGAGGCCUCAACCGACCGGCUUUGGUGGUUCACAGCUUGGCUCCAACUUGCCAGCGCCAGGUCAGCCCUCGAUGUACAUGCAGCAGCAGCAACAGCAGAGCCAAGCUACUCGUCCCAAUGUCGUCUCUGCCCAGGGCAACUUCAUGAGUGGUCCCUCGACCGGACAGCUCACGCCCAUGCCUCAGAUGCAGCGCCCAAUGUCGACCGGCUACCCUGGUCAGGCAACCAACGUCAGCGGUCUCAUGCCGCAGCAGACGGGCUACCCUGGUUCGUCUGUCUUUGGUCCCGGAGCGAUGAUGGGCGGUGGUAUGGGCGCCAUCGGCUCGACGUUUGUCAAUACGUUCCUACCCGCCAAUCCUGCUCAGGUGCCUCAGUAUCAGCAAAUGGGUGGUCAUUUACAAUUUAAUACGAGCGGACUGGGUGGACAAUCGCUUCAACAGACUGUCGCGCAGAGGAAUGAGCAACAACUUGGUACUGCGAACGUCAAAGUCCCGUGGGCGCUGACUGCGGACGAGAAGAAGAAUUACGAUCAGAUUUUUCGUGCUUGGGAUGUGCAAGGGACGGGCUUCAUUAGUGGCCAAAUGUCGAAGGAGGUCUUUGGUCAGGCUGGCAUCGACCGCGAUGAUCUUAUGAAGAUCUGGAAUCUCGCCGAUACAGAAAAUCGGGGCAAGCUCAAUCUAGCGGAAUUCCACGUAGCGAUGGGCCUGAUCUAUCGACGACUCAACGGCAAUCCUGUCCCGGACAUUCUGCCGGCUGAGCUUGUGCCACCUUCAGCACGGGACUUGGAUACAUCUGUCGACUUCCUCAAAGAUCUUCUCAAGAAUGACAACCAACAAAGAGCGGCGAGCGCAUCCAAGUUUCCAGACAUUUCAGGCAACGGUAGCGUCAACAAAGCAAAAGUGCACUCGUUCAGAGAUACCGCCUCUCCUCCCACUCGCAAAGACGCGACAAUCUACAAACAUGAUGAUACAGAUACGACUACCUAUCGCUCGGGUAGUCGUCAUAUAGACCGCAGCCGCGUACGCUUCGGCGGCAAUACUUCUUCAGAUCUAGACGACAUGAAGCGACAGCUCAGCAGCAGUGAAGCAAUGCUUCGAGAUACUCGCUCGAACGAAGAAGAGGAUGAAGCGCUGCAAGACGAGAAAGACGAGCUUAUGCUGCAGAUCCGCCGGGUUCAAGAGGAUAUCGAACGCAACCGUCGUGCGCGUCCAUCGGAUCGCAAGGAUACGGAGCGACGCAAGCUCGAGCGUGAUCUGGAUUAUCUGCGCCUAGACAAGCUGCCCCAACUCGAGGAUAAGAUCGCAGAACGAGAAAAGCAGAAGGCCCGCGAGAGGCGGAAAGAAGCGAUCGAACGCGACGAGCGAGCCAAUCGCAAACGAUUCGAUUUGCCUCCGCGAUCGAGCCGGAAGAAGCCAUCGUCACGUUACGACAGUGCAGACGAUGAUGAUGACGAGGACUAUGCCUCGAGACGUCGCGACGAUCGCCGGUCCGCGAGAUCCUCAAGGCGACGAGACAGCGACUCUGGCGGAUCCAGCCCGGACAGACGUGACCGUCCGCGCAGUAGAGAUCGAAAGCCGGCCUCGCCGCCGCCGAAAGCUCGCGAAGCGCCAGCGAAGCCGGCACCAUCAUCUCCAAAACCAGCAGUAAGCUCGCCGCCGCCUCCACCGCCUCCCCAAUCACCGCCAGCUUUGCAGACGGCAGAAGACCGUGCUGCAUUCAUUCGCGCAGAAGCCCAGCGAAGAGUACAAGAACGACUCAAAGCGCUUGGUCUUUCGAGCGGUAGCGCAGCAGCCCCCUCACCGGACACGAGCUUGGCCGCUCGCAUGCAGCGAGAGCAAGCUGAAGCUGCAGAACGAAGCGCGCAAGCGGACAAGGACGCAUCUGAGCGUGAGGCUCAACGGCAAUUGCGACUCGAAAAGGAACGCAUGAAGGACGUCAAGGCGGAAGAAGCUCAGAUCAAGCUGGCUAGUAAUGCGGUCCAGCAAGUCUCUGACGAGGUCACAGGGUCGAGCAUGGCCGCUCCUUCAAGCACGGGUGCUGUGCAAAAAGCUGCUCGCGAAGCCCUCGAGCGCGAAGAAGCGUCUGUCAGAGAGCAAGCGGAAGCUCUCGAGCGGGAAAAAGCUGCUCGCCAAGCUCACAUCGCCAAGCUGGAGGAGGAGGUAGCCGCUGCCAAGGAGCAAGAGGCCAACUUUGCUCGAAGCAAAGCAGCUUUCUCUGCGAAGCCGGCUGCUAAAGCUGCACCACCACCGCCGCCUGCCUCACGCAAGCGAGCGCCACUUGCGUCAAUGGCUACCGCACCCGCGAGCGCGCCUGUACCGCCGCAGGCACCUCCUGCGCCGCCCGCCCCUCAGAUACCUGCUCCAUCACCGCCGGCGGCAGCGCGAGCAGUCGUCGAAGCGCCUGCCGCGCUACCUGCUCCAUCUGCGCCCGCACAGCCUGCUGGAAGCAGCUCAAGCAAUCCGUUUCAUCGCAUGGGCGCUAGCGUAUCGCCACAGCCAAUAGCCAAUGGUACAGGCAGCAACCCAUUUUACCGGCCGAACGGUGCCUCUCCGGCACUGUCCAAUACGCCCUCGGAGCCGCCCCGUGCGCCUGCUUUCAAGAAGCCUGCGACAGAUGAUGAUGACGGCUGGGAUGCGCCCAAGGAAACCAGCGACAAUGACAGCAGCGAUGACGAAGGGGCUUUAUCUUCGCGCGCCAGACGCGCAGGCCUGGCCAAUGUCAUCUUUGGCGGCAUCAUGCCUCCCACUUCGCGUCCAGCCUCCAGCCAAGCGACGGAGGCGCCGAAACCCCCGCCUGCGCCCAAAGCGCCUGUAGUCAUUGCAACUACUAGCGAACCGCCGCCUCGAGGCGCUUUGCUGGGCGAGAUCCAAGGCGGUCUCAAGCUGCGUAAGGCCCAAACGAACGAUCGAAGUACUGCUGGUAUCGCAGGCAGGGUCAUCGGUGACCCUUCGCCACCCGUGCAGACUUAUGUCCAACCGCCUUCACCUGUCGCGCCGCCAACGCCUAUUACAGAGCAGCCAAGAAGCGUGCCUGCUCCCGUUCUGCCAUCAGCGGAGAGCUCAGAUGACGAAGCCGAUUUCGCUGACGCCUCGGCCGGCCUCCAAAGGUCAGCGAGUCCAGACCCCGCUCCGUCAGACAACUAUGACCGUUCACGUAGCGAACGGUGCUAUGCAGUCUACCCUUACGACGAUCCGAGCAAACCAGGAGACAUCUCUGUCGACGAGAACGCUGUCCUCAAAACCCAUCGCGCGCUCGACAACACAGACUGGCUCUAUGCGAUCGCAGAAUCUGGGUCUGCAAAGGGCUGGCUACCGGCCACAUAUGUCCAGCCCGUCACAAAUUCACGACACACGAAAGCAUUAUACGCAUAUCAAGCAACCUCGUCAGAGGAGAUCGAUCUGAAUGAAGGCGAGACCAUCGAGGUGUUUGGUGAUUCGGACUCGGACUGGACGAAAGCCAUCAAGGCAGGACGAAUAGGCCUCGUCCCCUCGGCUUACCUGGAAUCAGAGGGGAGCAAAGCAAUGGACCUUUCGCCUCCUAUCCAAAGCCGGUCAGACUCUGCUUCGUCUGCCGAUGACGACGACGAGGAGUCCGACUCGGAUAGUGAGGACCGCCAAGCUGAUGCAGAAGCAAGGCAGAAGGAAAGGAUGCGCGUGCUCGAAGCGGCUGGCCUGCUGCAGAAGACGCGUCUGGAACGGAGAGCUGCACCAGAGCCGCCGCCCAAAUCCUCCCCGCUCACAAAGCCCAUACGUGCGAGCAGUGCGAGCGAAGACGCAGCGAGAGCGACGGACGAUGCUUACGACCGAUGGCAGAAGCUGCAAAAAGAUCUACCUGCUGUGCCGCCCAUCGCAUCCGUGCCUGUACUGUCCACGCCACCCGCGGCAGAUCGCACGAGCCCAGUACUAUCGGACACGCACAAGUCGAGUCGCACAGCCGCGCUCUUGUCGUGGGUCACUGGUGCCACGCAAGGCAGGUCUUCAGCAGGCUCGCCAUCGACUGACAAGUUGCGCGUCAGUGGGCCACUCAACCGCUCGCGUUCGGGCUCAGACGUCACAAGCAUUCCUGCUGUUACGAGCGCAAUGGGCCGGUCGUGGUCGAGCUUGAUCGAGCCAAGUGCAUUACAAGAUGUGCCGGACCAAGAACGAAAGCGACAGGAGAGCAUCUUUGAGCUCAUUGAGACGGAGAAGGCCUACGUGCGCAAUCUACAGCUGACCGUUCAGACAUUCUAUGCGCCGCUGGAGCCUGUGCUGGGAAGCGAAGCAUCGCAAGCUAUCUUUGCCAACCUAGAAUCCAUUCUCGUCUUCAACACGAUGUUGCUGAGCGAUCUCGAGGCACGUCAAGCCGACGCCCGGCUUUACGUUGACAGGAUUGGCGAUGUCGUCUUGCGCCAUGCCCAAGACCUCGAAGUCUAUUUGCCGUAUUGCAGCAAUCAGAGCAAUGCCAACACCUGUCUGACGGAGCUGAAGCGGUCCAACGCACAAGUCGCAAAGAUUUGCGAGGAGUCUCGCAUCAAAGACUUGGAGCUCGAGCACUUUUUGCUGCUGCCCAUGCAGCGGCUGACACGCUAUCCGCUUCUGCUGCAGCACAUCCUGCAUUACACUGACGAGCAUCAUCCGGACCAAGUCGAUCUAGCAAAGUCGACUGCCAUUGCGGAAGCAGUCCUGAAGACGACAAACGAGAAUAUCCGACGUCAGGAGAGCGACAGCGUGCUUGCCCAUCUAUCGCAGACGCUUCACUUUGCAGGCUCGUCAACGGGCAUCGAUCUGACGGGCAACACACGUCGACAAGGGCCUCGCUUGAUGUUGCAAGAAGGCACGCUGACGAAGAUCAGGAGUACGCGCUCGAGCAAGCUGCAAGCCUAUCUCUGCAAUGAUAUCCUGCUUCUCGUCUCGCCGCCCGACCAGAUCUACAAGAAUCCCCUGCCACUCGAAGAGUGUUCUGUCCAUGCCGACAAUCGAGAUGACUGUACUUUUCAGGUGCGCUAUCAUGGCACGACGGUCAGACUGCGCGCGGGAACGGCGAGGUUGGCCAUGGCCUGGCUCAAAGACAUCACCAAGGCUCAAGCCGACUGUCUGGCCGCUCGGUCAAGCUAG
Mixia osmundae IAM 14324 is the source of this 5394-nucleotide messenger RNA. RefSeq lists its product as uncharacterized. Gene Ontology annotation, molecular function: guanyl-nucleotide exchange factor activity; calcium ion binding; actin binding. The record is from RefSeq and is a predicted model, not a curated record. Bases 37 to 5394 code for a protein of 1785 amino acids. The transcript has 6 exons. NCBI's taxonomy places the organism in Eukaryota, Fungi, Basidiomycota, Mixiomycetes, Mixiales, Mixiaceae. Gene Ontology annotation, biological process: positive regulation of Rho protein signal transduction.